This is a messenger RNA of Drosophila miranda, 1192 nucleotides long. RefSeq lists its product as uncharacterized. NCBI's taxonomy places the organism in Eukaryota, Metazoa, Arthropoda, Insecta, Diptera, Drosophilidae. The coding region runs from base 544 to 1164 and encodes 206 amino acids. The transcript has 3 exons. The record is from RefSeq and is a predicted model, not a curated record.
ACAUAAGCGAAGCGAAGCGCCGUGGCGGCUGCUUCCGCGAGUCUGGGAAAAAUAUAUCUCAUGGAUAGACAGAGAGGGAGAGGGGAAGAGAUGAAGCAAUUAACAGAAGAAGAUGGAGUGGAAAAAGUAAAAGUUGAAAAGGUUGCUGCAGCUGCAGGUGGCAAGAGCCAAGAGCCAAGAGGCAAGAGGCAGGCCAAAGAGCUCUUCAGUCUCCGGCCAAAUGCCAAUCGAGAAAUGUGUCACAAACACACACAAAAAAAUGCCCAGAGAAAGAAAUCUGAAAACAUUUUUGAAGGCGUGGGAGUUUUCGGCUGAGUUUUGCCAAUCAACUUGUCAAACGAAUCGAACCGAAUCUGAAUCUGAAUCCGUAUGCCCCAACAAUAAACUUGAGCUUCACUUCAUUUGGGGGGCCCCCGUAACUUUCGUUCGCUAAGAUCUUGGGAGAGACAGAAACACCUUUGAGAGCAGCUGAGAGAUCUGUCAGUCAGUCAGUGAGUCGCUUUGUUGUCGUGCUGCCUCAAGGGCCAUCACAUCAAUUUAUUUAUGAAUUUGUCACAAAUUGAAAGCGAAAGCCGAAAGACCAAUCCACACACCAAUCGAUCGUGGCUGUAUAAAAGUUUCAUCGACUGCAGUCGCGGCACGGCAGCCCCAGCAGCAGCAACACCAACACCACAGCCACACCAUUUCGGAGGAGAGCUCUUCGAAGGAACCAACAAAAUGUUCAGCAUACGCAGUGUGGGCCCUCUACUACUGGCACUGCCGAUGGCCAUGGCCCUGCUGAUUGGCCUGGUUUUGGCCAAACAGGAGACUGCAGCCCGUCAAUUUGGUGGCCAGAAUGGCUUUGGGAAUGGCUUGGGGCCUGGCCUUGGACUAGGUCUAGGUCCAGGCAUUGGAUCCGGAUCCCUUCCACCCUGGGGACCACCACAGCAGCCCGGCGGUGGCGGCAUCGGUGGCGGCGGCGGUGGCUGUCCGCUCUGUGACUCUUCGGUGUACAGCUAUUGCUCCCACAAGAUGGUGCAUGACUCCUGCUGCUGCGAUUUUCCAGCAUCUGCCCCGCAGCUGCGGCCGCCGCAGUGCUCCUACUACGACUGCUCCCUGCUGUAUGCCAAAUCCUGCUACGAGCACGCCCUCAUCAAGAACUGCUGCUGCAAUAAUCCCUACUGAGGGGAAGCAGCCCCCCCGAUGCUGACGA